CUCAACCUUCGUCUUUCUUUCCAUCCCCAAGUUCCAAGCGCAAGUACCGAACCAUACGAAAGAGGGGUUGUUCCUGAAACACCACCACCCGUUCACUCUCAAUCGUCAGCCUGUAUAUACCCCGAAUUUCACCCCUCAACCGUCUCACAACUUUUUCACAUCCUGCUUCAAUCAUCACCACCAUCAUUCCCCCAACCAAAAACAUCUCGCGGAACUUCUCAAAAUGACACGAAAACCCACCACCACCUCAAACUCUACAUUCACCACCACCCCCUCCCGCCUCACCCUCCUCUGGCUUCUCGUCUCCCUCCCCCUCGUAAUCUGGGACACCCUCUACGUCCUGCUUCGUCCACACACCAUGCCGGGAGGCGCUCUGCACUACCCCCUCUGGGCACCCUACGAGCUGUACGGACGCGUGGAUUACGUGUACGGGUGGAAGGCGUGGAACGAGCGGAACGGGUUCACGGCCGCGCAGGGGAUGAUGAAUGCGCUGGAGACGGCGAUGUACUUGGUUUAUGCCUGGGGGGUGUUGGGGGGUGGAAAUGGAAAGGGGGAGGGGAGACGGGGGGCGACGGUGUUGUUGGUGGGAUUUUCGGCGGCGGUGAUGACGUUGAGUAAGACGGUGCUUUAUUGGCUUAAUGAGUAUUACUCUGGGUUUGACAACAUUGGUCAUAACUCGAUAUUCGAUCUAAUCUUGUUGUGGAUUAUUCCCAACGGCGCCUGGCUCGUCUUCCCAUCUGUCAUGAUCUAUACUUUGGGUUCGGAGAUCAUUGAUGGCUUGGCUGGUCCCUCGACUACGGCAGAUCGUCCUAUCAAGGUCGAGUGACCUUUCUGCGGCCACGACCUGUGAUCAUUCAUGUGGGCGGUGACAGCAACCUUCCGGUCCCGCCAGUGGGUUCGUGAUAGUCACCUUAACUUCGCCGAUGGCGAUGAGCCGUGGGGGUACAGUGAUAGUCAAAGAAACACAGUCUCACCUUACCCCACUAGCUAUAUGGAAGAGGGUGACAGUAUUUCAUUUGAUUAUGAGUUUAUUAUCCAAGGGAAAGUCUGAAGACUCAAGAUGGCUCCCAAAUUGGUGGAACUCGUAUGGGACAAUUGAUUGAUUACUCACUAAGUUGACGAGAGUGUUUCUGACUGAGCGCUCGAUUGAGUCGCAGGACCUGGCCGUUGAAGUCGGGGAGGUCUACGGCAGUUAGCAACCUGUCUAUCAAGAGGGCCAAUCCAAUCAAUAGUUGAGGUUACCGAGGCUCAAGUUGAGCAGUGAUGGACUGCACUCUGACGAGUGAUGAUGAGCCACAUGAUGUGCUUCUCUCUAGCAUUUUUCUCCCUUCGUUUUUCCUAAUAAUGCUUCUUAAGUUGGGCAAAGCUCGUUGAUACGUUACAUAUGUAACAAUCAAUUAGCGAGUGAGGAAGUGAAUCUAAUACGAUUUUCAGCUGCCUCGGCGAGGGCGCCGC
Messenger RNA from Neurospora crassa OR74A, 1455 nucleotides. RefSeq lists its product as hypothetical. The record is from RefSeq and is a predicted model, not a curated record. Bases 224 to 826 code for a protein of 200 amino acids. NCBI's taxonomy places the organism in Eukaryota, Fungi, Ascomycota, Sordariomycetes, Sordariales, Sordariaceae. The transcript has 3 exons.